AUGGAGAUGGUCUUAUAUGGAAAAUAUACUGAGGUCUCAAAAUGUACACAAAAAUACAUUCAUCCGACAUCAGAAUUCGUUCGCAGAAUAAACAGCAUUCGCUUAUUAUGUAAUUGGAUGAUGACUGUAGAUACAAGAAAUUAUGAGUUGCUGAAGGAUUCUUAUGAAGUCUUUUCAGUUGACAAACUAAAAGCAGUCAAACUGUUGGAUCAGAAUGUGUACAGAAACUGUUUAUGA
Molecule: messenger RNA, 237 nt
Organism: Heterobilharzia americana
Lineage: Eukaryota; Metazoa; Platyhelminthes; Trematoda; Strigeidida; Schistosomatidae
Source: the annotation of a GenBank genome assembly